UUGGCUCAUCAACAUAAGUAUCGAUUGCACAGGGAAACCAAUAUUGUGUUGGUCUUAUCAUUAUGAAUUCAUAGUGGCCACUCAUCUUUAGUCCCUACGAUUUACUGGUAGUACCAAGAAUGUGGACGAGGGGAAGAUGAGAUUCAAUAGUCCUAAUAUGCACAAUAAUGUCUCAUUAUAUGAGAGCAGAGAAGAAACAAUUCUUCAGGAACGCCCAAGAUUAUAUUAUCAGGCCGUUGAUGCGACAAAGGGAGACGGGACAGCUAUGCGACGUCGUUCUCCUGAUAAAUGGAAGACUAUACCAUGCACACCGUGCUAUAUUAGCGCUAUGGAGCCCUUAUUUUCUGUCCAUGUUUACAUGUGAAAUGAGAGAGAAAUCGUCUAGCGAAAUAGAUCUAUCCGAAUCACUCUUGUUGGAAGACGACGCCGUAUUUAGCAGUGUGCUAGACUAUAUGUACACGGGGUCACUGACGGUCAGUAUUUCAAACGUUGAUGAUAUACUCAGAGUGUCAGACUUUUUACUGUUAGAUGACGUCAAAGACUACUGUCAACAAUUUUACCUUGACCUUGGUAACUUGGAUCUCAGUAAUUGUUUGCGAGUGAAAUUUUUAACUGAAAAUCAUAAUUUGCUUGAAGUAAGUGAAGCGUGUCAAAAGAUAAUUGAAUCUCGUUUCCAUGACUACCUCAUACACAAUGAUGAAAUUCUGGACAUGCCUCCCCCAUACUUUUUCCAGUUGCUGGAGGAUCCAAGAACAGUCCACCAGACAAGUUACAAUGAGUUGAAAAGACUGAUCACACGAUGGGUUGACUACUGUAAGGAAAGCAGAGAGAUGUACAAGAGUGAUCUGUGUGCCUGUAUCAAAUUAUGGGUGUACGACACAGGGGACAGUGCUACAACCAUCUUGGGGCAAGGUAUAAAGCAGCGGGACCUGUCCAUCUUCAUGCAGUCAUCUCUCUCAGAUGCAAUCAGGAGAGAUGCUGAAGGACACAUGUCAUGCAUGUUGAAAGAAAAUGUCCUUCAUGAGUCAAUUAGCGUGAAUGAUACAAUUUGUCCAGUUUUGUAUACAGUGAUUUGCAAUCAAGGUAUGAAAUUCCUCAGAAUUUUAGUCUACAGCAUAUACAGUCAAAAAUGGUUUCAGUUUCCAAUUAGCAGUGAAAAGUUGUCUCAGAUGAUACCAUCAAGGCAAACAGUUUGUAGCCUGGUAGCCCACAGAAACUGUCUUUACAUGUACCUUUGUCCAAGCUUCCCUUACCCUUCUGACAUGUUGAAAAUCAACAUCUUGGUUGUUGACCUCCUGAAAGGGCAACCAGCUGUGUAUUCAUUCCGCACAGCCGACUACUACAACCCAACAUACCGAACAACACUGACCAACUACCGCUCAGUGCCACCAGCUGUGGCAGUGUGUGGCCACAAUCUCUAUGUUAUUGGUAACAAGGAAGGGGCAGGCAACUUGUUCCAGUGCAGCCUAACCAAUCAUCAAUAUAAGUGUCAUCAAAUCCCUGGUGCCCGUUUCAUCAGUUUAGCAAGAGCAGCUGUCCGAAAUGACAGAUUCAUCUUUCUGUGGUUCCGUCAUCGCACUGGGCCUUCAGAGGAAUUCUGCAUCAAGAAAUCAGUUGGUUUUGUAAUGUUCGAUACAAAAUCAAAAGUAUUUAAUUCCUGGGAAAUCUGUCCACCAGAGAUUUCUUAUGAUGAUUUUGUGAAGCCGUACAUGUUGUGUGUGAGAGAUGACACAGUUCUCAUCUAUCAUCCUGGGAAACCAGCGCUAGUCUUAGAUGAAGUCAGAUGUAAAUGGGUUACCUCCCUUCGCAAGGUCCCUUCACCUGGAUCACUGACAGAUAACCUAACUGAUAUGUACGGAUAUCAAAUACAGGCAGCUACAGAAAACAGCAUCUUCAUACUCAACAACCCAGCACCGUACACAACUUCACUGCACGAAAUCAGUGAGAUGUAUCCUCAAACCAUUGUCCACAGACCGCCCCCGAUAGACAACAUCUCCCUGGUGACGUUUGGCUACCUGACCAAGUCUGACCUUAUGGAGCUGGAUACUGUGGAAUACUAUGACGAUGCCUAUGCAAACGCUUUGCAGGUCACCAUGCGAUUCUCCGAUCCCGACACGGAUGACAGUGGUACAACUCAUUCUGGGCAUGAUACAGACAAUGACUUUGAAUACGAUGAUGAUAUAUAUGAUUACGACUAUGAUCUCGAUGGAGAGUUUGGCUUUUCACUGUAAUUAGAUGGUUUUCCACCGAUUUUAAUUGUAAAGCUAUUUAGCUGUUAUUGGAUGAUUUACCUUGAUUUAAUUUACCAGUGCAAAUCAUGUAGUACAUUUAAAAUGAAAGAGAGGUAGAUCAUUUCAUUGUCUUACUGCAGUCACAAUACAGAGCUACUACCAUAACAAGGUAUGACUCCAACCUCCAUUACCAUUAUUAAUGUCCAGUGGAUUAUGAUGUUGAAACGAAAAGAAAAAUAAUAAUAGUGUCGAUGGUGGAAUCAAAAGUAAUUAAUUUCUAUCACUAGUGAUGUGCAUAUAUUUCACCAAACAAAGUCAUAUUCCAUAACGGGUAAAGUAGUACCACAGUAUAUAUAUAUGCUAAAUAGGGUCAUUAUUGCUAGUCCUAAGUCUAAAUGCAUUAAAGGGUGCCUAUUACCAUUAAAGGGUGCCUAUUACCAUUAAAGGGUGCCUAUUACCAUUAAAGGGUGCCUAUUACCAUUAAAGGGUGCCUAUUACCAUUAAAGAGUAUCCUUAUUGUUGUGAAAUUGUGUAAUUACGAAAUGGUGUGUGAUGUUACUUAAUGUACAGGUUCUGUGAUAAGUUGUAUCUAAUGCAAGUUAUAAAAAAUAGUUCAUUUAUAAGUUGUUUAAAGAAAUAAAUAUAACAAGAUACUAAGUGUCUUUUUAAAAAUGAAAAAAAAUAAUGAUAGAUAAAUAAACAUGACAGCAAGUUUACUAAGGGACCUUUUUCAGCUAUGAUUAAUGUUCAUAAUGUAUCACUGAAAUACCAUACAUCAUGUUUGUUUCUCUGAAACAGAUGAUUCCUGUUUAAAUUUCCAUGAAGGGAAAGAAUGACCAUGAACCAGUAUGUCACAAUGGAAGACGUUAGUGCAAAACAGUGUUACAUGACAUCAGAUGAUUAAAGAUGGGCCAAAAAAGAAUCACAUCUACAUGUAGGUUUGUUAACUACUUAUCUGUAGUUUAACAUCAAAUGUUUACAAACAGAUCGACUAGAUUACUCAAAACAAUGUUCUAUAGAACGUUACAUUGCUUAAUUAGUGUCUAACAUGCAUAUUACGCAACAUGUUUUUACACAUUUCAUAAUAAUAUUUUAUUUUGCGUCACAUGUUUGAGUAUUUGUUGUUUACAUCUCACCUGUGUACAUCAAACAUCAGAUUGGGAAAAACGGUUCUCAAGGUAUAAUUAUGCAUACAGAGUGGCACUAAAUAUAAAGACAUACAGGAUUAACUGUUUAAAGACAAAUUGCUAUUGAUGGAGUAAAUUAAUUUGUACUAAUAUACAUGUAGAUAAAAGAUUGUUAUAUACAUUGUCAUUGUAAACUGGUUUCACGUUAUAUGUAUCUAACCAUGUUUUUUCCUGCUUCACGUGAUGUAUAAAGGUUAUAAACAGUGGGUAAGUCUGUGGCAGUGUUGGUAGUGGGUAAGUCUGUGGCAGUGUUCGUAGUGGGCAAGUCUGUGGUAGUGUUGGUAGUGGGUAAGUCUGUGGCAGUGUUGGUAGUUGGUAAGUCUGUGGCAGUGUUGGUAGUUGGUAAGUCUGGCAGUGUUGAUAGUUGGUAAGUCUGUGGUAGUGUUGGUAGUUGGUAAGUCUGUGGCAGUGGUGGUAUAUAUAUAUAGUUGGUAAGUAUGUGGCAGUGGUGGUAUAGUUGGUAAGUCUGUGGCAGUGGUGGUAUAGUUGGUAAGUCUGUGGCAGUGUUCGUAGUGGGCAAGUCUGUGGUAGUGUUGGUAGUGGGUAAGUAUGUGGUAGUGUUGGUAGUUGGUAAGUCUGUGGCAGUGUUGGUAGUUGGUAAGUCUGUGGUAGUGUUGGUAGUUGGUAAGUAUAUGGUAGUGUUGGUAGUUGGUAAGUCUGUGGCAGUAUUGGUAGUUGGUAAGUAUGUGAUAGUGUUGGAAGUUGGUAUAUAUGUGGCAGUAUUGGUAGUUGGUAAAUAUGGGGCAGUGUUGGUAGUGGGUAAGUCAGUGGCAGUGUUGGUAGUGGGUAAGUCUGUGGCAGUGUUGGUAGUUGGUAUAUAUCUGUGGCAGUAUUGGUAGAGGAUAAGUCUUAGGCAGUGUUAGAAGUUUGUAUAUGUGGCAUUGUUGGUAGUUGGUAAGCCUGUUCUAUGGUAGUGUUGGUAGUGGGUAAGUCUAACAUUUUUGAUAGAUGGAAAGUCUGUUCAUUGGCAGUGUUGGUUUGUGUGUUGUAUUUGUACACACUUUCAUUGACUUGAUACAUAUAAACACUUUAUGCAAUUUAUUUUUAAUUUACUGCAUCAUUGUAUUCCUAACUCAGUUUUUGAUGCUUUUAGGUGCAAGUGUAUACAUUUCAUCUCUACAAUUUAUAGGCCCUCAUACUACCAUUUCUACCAUAAUUGUGUACAUUUUAGCUUCACAAUUUAUUGGAUCUCGUAUGUCUACCAUUUAUAUGAUAUUUCAUGUCCAUGAACUUGCAAAAUUGGAAUUCCCCCUCUCUCUUUUUAUUUAACCCUUUAGUCAGAGUUAUAGUUAGACUAUACCCCUGCUUCGACAAAGUUGGGAGUAUACAGUGUUCUGUGUGUGUUCGUGCAUGUUUCUGAUCCUGCUGACUGGUGUUUCCGAAGCAUCUCGGGCUCUGUUUCACAAAUUGGCAUCAUACUUGGACUCAGUGGAAGGUGGUAUGUUGCAUCUUAAAAUUAGUUCACUGUGACCUUAAUAUGACCUUUGACCUUGACCUUUAUUGCUAAAAUAUUGGUUCCAUAGCAAAUUUUUAUCGUUUUUGAUAGGGCUUCAAACUUUGUAGAUUUGCAGGGAGCAGGGUUAUCCAUGAAGCCCACACUUGGAGUUAAAUCUAGUUUUUGAUCUUUUUGAACUUGAAGUACAGCAUAGCUGCAGUACAAACAUGAGGCAUAAAAUCAUAUUCACAGUUAGCAAUACCCCCCCGGUAAACGAUAGCAUAACACAUGGGUUACAUACGAAAAUAGUCUGAUUUCAUGUUGUCUUCAUGGGUAAGCCUUUAUAUCCUACUGUAAUAUCUCCUUGUGUAUACCAGUAACAGUAACACUAUGUAAACUUUGAAACUAAUAAUUAAUCUAAGUGGUCACAGAGUGAUAAUAAAGUUUAAUGUCACUGGAACUUUACAAAAUGCCUGUAGCAAAGUAUUGGCUGUUGAUCAUCAUACCUGAGUCACUGUUAGUGUAGCUAACUACAUCCUUAUUUUGAUUUGAAAGAAACAGGUUGGAGCAGAGAUGUAUAUACUACAUGGCUUUAUACAUAUCUGGUUGGAGCAACAAAAUUCUGCACAAAUGUCAAUAUCUUGAGAUUCCUCUUUUACUGCCCGUUCCUACCCCAGCCACACCACUGACAUAAUUUAAAAUUAAUUUGUCUUUAAAUGUUUUACUUUUUACAAAAUAAACUGAUUGACCAAUAUAAUCAAAAUUUCCUGAAAAUGAUUACAUUUACAUCAAUUUCUAAGAUAACAAAAUACAAAGAUAGAAAUAAUUAAAUAAAAAAUUGAAAUGAAUGAUCAGUUGACAUACCUGUAUUUG
Mizuhopecten yessoensis (Yesso scallop) is the source of this 5726-nucleotide messenger RNA. RefSeq lists its product as uncharacterized. The coding region runs from base 168 to 2231 and encodes 687 amino acids. The record is from RefSeq and is a predicted model, not a curated record. NCBI's taxonomy places the organism in Eukaryota, Metazoa, Mollusca, Bivalvia, Pectinida, Pectinidae. Gene Ontology annotation, molecular function: protein binding. The transcript has a single exon.